AUGCCUCGCGUCACUCCGGCUUUGAAAAGCGGCGCGGCUCCUUCAAGAUGGCGGAGCUCGAGCAGCUGCUGGACGAGAGCUCUUCGGCUAAAGCUCUUGUCAGUCUGAAAGAAGGAAGUUUGUCAAACACUUUAAAUGAGAAAAACAACCUACCAAAAUCUCAGAACACCAGGGGAAGGAGCAGCUACAUGUCUAUGGAAACGCCGACGAGAAGCUCAAAGAGGAGUCGUUUUUCCUCUGAGGAGGAGGAGCGGCCGCUCAGCUCCAGAUCCCCCAGGAGGAGCCAGCGUGUCACCACUGUGCCUCAGAAACUUGCAAAUGUCACAACACCAGAUAAAAGGGCUUCACAGAAGAUUGGAUUAAGAUUACGAAACCUGCUCAAACUGCCCAAAGCUCACAAAUGGUGCAUCUAUGAGUGGUUUUAUUCUAAUAUUGACAAACCAUUAUUUGAAGGAGACAAUGACUUCUGUUUGUGCCUGAAGGAGUCUUUCCCUAAUCUGAAAACAAGAAAGCUGACCAGGGUGGAAUGGGGAACCAUCAGACGACUAAUGGGCAAACCCAGAAGGUGUUCCUCUGCAUUCUUUGCUGAGGAGCGAACAGCGUUGAAGCAGAAGAGGCAGAAGAUGCGUUUGUUGCAACAGAGAAAGAUCACAGACAUAUCACAUUGCAAAGAUCUGCCAGAUGAGAUCCCUUUACCAUUAGUCAUUGGCACUAAAGUCACUGCUCGACUCAGAGGACUCCAUGACGGCCUGUUUACUGGACAGAUUGAUGCAGUGGAUACAAGUGCAGCAACGUAUCGCGUUACCUUUGACAGAAGUGGACUUGGCACACAUACAGUUCCAGACUAUGAAGUGCUUAGUAAUGAGCCUCAUGAGACGAUGCCCAUAUCCGCCUUUGCCCAGAAACAACGUCCAUCUCGCUUUCAGAACUUUCUGACUCCUCCACGUGGGUCUUAUCCAGGUUCAACCCAACCCAUCUUAAUGGACAAUGAUCCUCUGUUUAGUCAGUCACCCUGGAGAAGUAAACUGACUGGAGGUGAUGGAGACACCCUGGGAGGGUUUCCUGUCAAAUUUCUUGUCCAGGUGACACGAUUGUCCAAAAUCCUCAUGAUAAAGAAGGAACACAUAAAGCAUCUAAAAGAGAUGAAUACUGAAGCUGAAAAACUGAAGUCCUACUCCAUGCAGAUUGGGUUAGACUUUCAGAAGAGGUAUGCGACCACAGUACUGGACCUGGAGCAGCUUAAUAAAGACCUAAACAAAGUCCUACAUGAGGUUCAGCAGUUCUGUUAUGAGCUGGCCCCAGAUCAAGGCAUGCAGCCUGCAGAUCAGCCCAGUGAGCUGCGGAGGCGCUGUGAGGAGGAAGCUCAGGAUGUGAUGAGGUUGUCCAAUGCAUUGCCGGAUGGGGAACAGCGUGUCCAGAGCCCCAGCCUUACUCAGCUCGUUUCUCGACUCACUGCCCUCCUGCUGCAGAUCAGGUGCUUGGCAGAAGGUGGUGACCUGAAUUCAUUCGAGUUUAAGUCGUUAACGGAUUCCCUGAACGACAUUAAGAGUUCGAUAGACAGUUCCAAUCUCAGCUGUUUCCAGGACAAUGUGGAGAUCCAUGUAGCACACAUCCAGAGUGGCCUGAGCCAGCUGGGUAACCUCCAUGCUUUCUCUGCUAACAACACCAACAGAACGUGACUGAAACAGAGACCAGACAAAACCCCUGUCUCAAAACAUGGACUCUGAGCCAUCUCUGCGCCCACAGCCACUUUUUGUGCACAUUUUCUUGGACAUAUUUAGGAAAUUAAGCUCAUAUGUUCACUGACUGAAACCUUGAGCAGGUCAUGUGUCAAAUAGAAGUUGUUUUUUGUUUUUUGUUUUUUUUUCCCUGUCUUAAACAAGCAGAUAUGCUUGAGCAGUGGAGCAGCCUAUUAAAUUGCAGAAGUGAGAAGUAGUAAUUUUACUGAUCAGUCAGUAUGUUCAUUCACCAUUAACUGUUAAUGCUUACACUAAGAUUUUUAUGCUCCCUCGCAAAAAGGGAAAUUGAUUUGCAACCUCUACACUUUUGAGUGCUCCCCACAGAGAUAAUCGCACUGUCCAUUUUUGAAAUGUACAUUGUAGAUAAUUGUACAGUUUACUCACAUUGUUGAUGCAUUGGCUGUGUAUGUGUCAAUGUGGAUGUUUUAUAACUACUUUUAAGUAUUUUUGUAAAGAAUCAGAUUUGAUUUAUAAAAGACCCAGCAUACAGUUGUAGACAGCUAUGUGGGUGGCACCCAUCAGAUUGUUGUCUCCACAUGGCUACACCCUCCCCAUCUGAGGAGUAAUUGCCAAUACAUCACUGGUGUAUGUUCAUUUAGGUGUUGAUUUUGCUUUUAGGUAAUUUUCACCAGUUGUUUUUAUUUAACUGGUAACUGUAAACUGCAAAUGUGUAUAUACAUUUUGUUAAUUUCUAUUAAAUGUCAGAUGCAGAAAAUAGUUUUCCUGCAUUUUUGUAGUGAGGCAGACUUUUCAUGUACAUUUGAAUUCUUUUAUUAUAUAUAUUUUUUUCCAACAGUGAUACAGUGCAACUAUUUAAAUAUAAAAUAAAUAAUUGAU
Molecule: messenger RNA, 2576 nt
Organism: Colossoma macropomum (tambaqui)
Lineage: Eukaryota; Metazoa; Chordata; Actinopteri; Characiformes; Serrasalmidae
Gene: lin9
Product: lin-9 DREAM MuvB core complex component
Exons: 15
Coding region: 48-1679 (543 amino acids)
Biological process (GO): regulation of transcription by RNA polymerase II; regulation of cell cycle; DNA-templated transcription
Cellular component (GO): transcription repressor complex; nucleoplasm
Molecular function (GO): DNA binding
Source: RefSeq, a predicted model, not a curated record